Molecule: messenger RNA, 2856 nt
Organism: Callithrix jacchus (white-tufted-ear marmoset)
Lineage: Eukaryota; Metazoa; Chordata; Mammalia; Primates; Cebidae
Source: RefSeq, a predicted model, not a curated record
CAGAUGGGGAGACAGGCUCGUCGCUCCCCUGUCUCAAAGGGGUGCAGAGACGCUUGGCAGUCGGCAGGCGCGGGGCCAGGCUCUGGGCCGCGCGGUUCGUGUGGCUGGCGCGCCCUCUAGCGGCAGCCCUGCGCGCUGCGUGGGGACUGGUGCGGGAAGUCCCUUCUCCCAACCGGCCGCGGUCCCGCCUGCUGCGGCUCCACCUCCGCCAAGCUGCGAGCGGUCUGGCCCUGCCAGUCCGUCCUCAUGGCUUCGCAGGGACGCGGCUGCACGCCCCGCCCCGAUUACCUUGGAGACCGCUUGUACAGUUUCCCCUUUCUUCCGCCUGGCUCUGGGGUCCUGCGGCCGCCUAGGCGGGAGCCCGCCGGGUUGCGGCGGGGCCACAGCGGGGUCCCGGCCAUGCUGGCCGUGCGGAGAGUGAAAUUCUUUGGCCGGCACAGCGGGGAGGUCAGCUCCUCUGCCUUCUCCCCCGAUGGCCAGAUGCUGCUCACAGCCUCAGAGGAUGGCUGCGUGUAUGGCUGGGAGACCCGGAGUGGGCAGCUGCUGUGGAGACUGAGUGGCCACACAGGCCCUGUGAAGUUCUGCCGCUUCUCCCCCGAUGGCCACCUCUUUGCCAGCACCUCCUGUGAUCAUACUGUCCGCCUGUGGGAUAUGGCAAGAGCCAAGUGUCUGCGAGUCCUGAAGGGCUGGUCCCUUGCUGGCAGCCAGGCCCUUAAGAAGGGCCCCAGUGAGCUCACAGGCCCCCAUCCCUGGGGAUCAGAGCUAUCUGCUAUCCAGGCCUCUGGCUCCUGGGACAAGACCAUCCACAUCUGGAAGCCCAUGACCAGCAGCCUGCUUGUCCAACUGAGGGGCCACAUCACCUGGGUGAAGAGCAUCGCCUUCUCUCCUGACGAGCUGAGGCUGGUCAGCGCCGCAUACUCCCGCAUGGUCAAAAUCUGGGACUGCAACACAGGGAAGUGCCUUGAGACCCUGAAGGGCCACAGUGACUGUGCCGCCAUCCCAACAGAUCCCCAUGGCCAGGGGUCUCCUGCUCCCGCCCCAACCACCAAGAGCAAGAAACAGCUGCAGGAUGCUGGCUGGAACCCAUCAGACACCUGGUACCCAGAACCAGACCUGCCCGCCUCUGCCCCCAACCCCAUCAGUGGAAGUGCCAGGAAACAAAGCAGUCUUAAGCCAGCUGUGUUUUAUUGACGGUGCGCCACUCAGGCCUUGACUGCGUACUUCCGCAGCGGGUACAGCCGCUCCUUCCGCUGCUGCUUCUUGGUCUUCAGGUUCUCUUCGUGCUUGUUGAGCCGGCGGCGCAUGGCACGCGUCUUCUUCGGCCGCAGGUCCAGGGGCUUGUACUUCUUGCCCUGGAGACAGACAGCAGGGUGAAUCUGAGGACCCAGGGCGAGGAGCUACUGUGGCAGCUAAGGAGGCUUGGGAGGGCAGAACCAGGGUUCUGGCGCUGGGGAGAUGCCAAGGGAGACAGGAGGGCCAUCCAGAGCCACUCGGGAGGAGGCUGCCUGCCCCGAUGGGACUACCAGCAGGACACACGUCACUAGCUCAGUACCCCAAAUCCAAGGCUGGUGGGAACAUCCUCAUUUCAUGAAAGUCUCCUGACCUACUGGGCUGUGUGCCCAAGUCUUGGCAAAGCUGUGGAAGAGCAGGGACUUGCACCUUAGUCAGAUGACUCCCAACUCAGUGCUCCCACUGCCCGAUUCCCAGUCAUGAGGACAAAGUCACAUGACAACCCAGUAACGGACACGCAGCACCCACCAAGCCCCACGGGUGGUCACUGCUACCUCGGCUCUGGUUAGCAAGAGUGUGCCGGGAGCUGAAGCUGUGCUCCAUUUGUCUGCAGGGCCUGCCAGGUGCUGCCUGUGAAGGCCCAGCCUCAGCGGCCUGGCUGUCCAAGGCCAAAGUCCUGCCCCCUUCAUGCUUUGGGGCCACUGCCCACAGCUGUCACAGUACCAUCAUCUGUCUUUCCAUCCCUGGCUCCCACUCCCGCCCCACUUGCUCUCCACUGGGGGGUUCUAGACCACAGUGGUUCCUGCUGGCCUCUCCUGUGAGUUCUGCAAAGGUCCCCUGGGCCCCCUUUAGGACUGGGCCCUGUGCUGAGAGCUGACUUAGAAAAGAAUCUGACCCAGUCCCUGCUCAGGGGUCCUAGCCCAGUGGGCUAACAAAUGGCCCAUGGUGCAGAUGAGGAGAGAUGAAGGCAGGAGGCUCUUAAAUAUGGGCAAUACCCUCAAAGGCAAGCACCGUGGGUGCCAGGGGAAAGGGCAGGUGGGGCAUCCCUGCCCUAAGCUGGGAUUCUGAGGUCAGAGGGCCCAGGCCCCUGCAGGUGGGCAGAGAACUGCAAAAAGAUCCUUGGAUGAUGAGGGCCAGCCGUGGAGGGUACUUGGAGGCAGAAAGGUCCUUUUUUUAAAAAAAAAAAUUUAUUAAUUUAUUUUUUGAGAUGAAGUUUCGCUCAUUACCCAGGCUGGAGUGCAAUGGCGCAAUCUCGGCUCACCACAACCUCUGCCUCCUGGGUUCAAGCAAUUCUCCUGCCUCAGCCUCUGGAGUAGCUGGGAUUACAGGCACGCGCACCACCAUGCCCAGCUAACUUUUGUAUUUUUAGUAGAGACAGGGUUUCACCAUGUUGACCAUGAUGGUCUCAAUUCUUGACCUCGUGAUCCACCCACCUCGGACCCAAAUAGGCGUGAGCCAUCGCACCCGGCUGCAGGAAGGUCUUUGUCCCUCCACAUCCCUCAUUCCUGCUGGCACUGGCUGGGGACUCAUCCUUUUCACAUUUGCUAAGCCCCUAGAGCUCUGCUGUCCAACCAAGCAGCCACUAGCCACAUGUAGCUGUCACAUUAAAGAUUUACUUUCGCCACA